Molecule: messenger RNA, 2595 nt
Organism: Zonotrichia leucophrys gambelii
Lineage: Eukaryota; Metazoa; Chordata; Aves; Passeriformes; Passerellidae
Gene: BCL6
Product: BCL6 transcription repressor
Exons: 10
Coding region: 131-2260 (709 amino acids)
Biological process (GO): regulation of transcription by RNA polymerase II
Cellular component (GO): nucleus
Molecular function (GO): protein binding; DNA-binding transcription factor activity, RNA polymerase II-specific
Source: RefSeq, a predicted model, not a curated record
CGAGAAUUGGGCUCUGUUGAUUCUUAGAACUGGGGUUCUUAGAAGUGGUGAUGCAAGGAGUUUCUAGGAAAGCCCGGAGACCAGGUUUGAAAGAAACUUUUGGACUGUGAAUUGAGGCAUUGGACUCAAGAUGGCCUCGCCGGCAGACAGCUGCAUCCAGUUCACGCGCCACGCCAGCGACGUCCUCCUUAACCUCAACCGCCUUAGAAGCCGGGACAUCUUGACCGAUGUUGUCAUCAUCGUGAACCGGGAGCAGUUCAGAGCCCACAAAACAGUCCUGAUGGCCUGCAGUGGCCUCUUCUACAGCAUCUUCACUGACCAGCUCAAGUGCAACUUGAAUGUUAUCAACCUAGAUCCUGAAAUUAACCCUGAGGGGUUUUGCAUCCUCUUGGACUUCAUGUACACCUCCCGCCUGAACUUGAGGGAGAACAAUAUCAUGGCUGUGAUGGCCACAGCACUCUACCUGCAGAUGGAGCACGUGGUUGACACCUGCCGAAGGUUUGUCAAGUCUAGCGAAGCAGAGAUGGUAUCUGCUGUGAAGACCCCAAGGGAAGAGUUUCUGGCUGGACGGAUGCUGGGCCACCCAGAGGUGAUGGCUUAUCGGAGCAGAGAUGUCUCAGAGAACGGAAUGCCUCUUCAAAAUGGGUCCCUCUGCAACGGGAGGGCCUUUGCACCCGGCUUGAUCAACAGUUUGUCUGGAUCCCCCAUUUCCUACCAUGGAUACAGCCCGCUCCCUCUAAAUAGCUUCCUGGUGGAUGAUGAGUUGCGGGAGAUGAGGAUGCCUCUCUCUGAACUCUCAAGGGCAGGUGCCUUCCCCAAGGAGAGGAUCCUGCCGUGCGACAGCUCCAGGACAAUCCCCACUGAGUACGUGAGAACCAUCACCGACAUCUCUGCCAACAUGUGCCACGCUACCAUCUAUGCUCCAAAAGAAGGUGCUGCUGAAGAAGCCAGGAGUGACAUGCACUACAGCGUGGCUUCUGGGCCCAAACCUGUCAUCCCUUCAGUCCGGAACAAUCCCUACUUCCCCUGCGACAAAGUGGCCAAAGAGGAGGAGCGGACCUCUUCAGAGGACGAGAUCAGCCAGCACUUUGAGCCCACCAACACACCCCUGGACCGCAAGGGACUCAUCAGCCCUCAGAGCCCGCAGAAGUCAGACUGCCAGCCCAACUCACCAACUGAAUCCAGCAGCAGCAAGAAUGCCCGUAUCGGCCAGAACUCCAGCUCCCUCUUCACCAAGAGCCCCACAGACCCCAAAGCCUGCAACUGGAAGAAGUACAAGUUCAUUGUCCUCAACUCUCUCAACCAGAACACCAAGCAAGACAGCGCUGACCAGAACGAGAUGGGAACCCUCUCUCCUCGCACCUAUGUGCCCAUGUCCACUUGCCAGCAGUCCAUGGAGCCAGAGCAUCUCAAUGUGCAAUCCCCCACCAAGAUAAGCGUGAAUGGUGAAGACUCUACGAUCCCACAAGCGAGUAGACUCAACAAUAUUGUUAACAGGUCCCGGGAUGGGUCCCCUCGGAGCAGCGAAGGGCAGUCCCCACUGUACAUGCAUUCAUCAAAGUGCAGCUCCUGUGGCUGCCAGUCCCCACAACAUACUGAGAUGUGCCUUCAUACCCCUGGCUCAAACUUUGGAGAAGAGAUGGGGGAAACCCAGUCUGAAUACUCCGACUCCAGCUGCGAGAACGGAGCCUUCUUCUGCAACGAGUGCGACUGCCGGUUCUCCGAGGAGGCGUCUCUCAAGAGACAUUCUCUGCAGGUGCACAGUGACAAGCCCUACAAGUGUGACCGCUGCCAGGCCUCCUUUCGCUACAAGGGGAAUCUCGCCAGCCACAAAACCGUCCACACAGGAGAGAAGCCGUACCGCUGCAACAUCUGCGGGGCACAGUUCAACCGACCAGCCAACCUGAAAACCCACACACGCAUCCACUCUGGGGAGAAACCCUACAAGUGUGAGACCUGUGGCGCCAGAUUUGUCCAGGUGGCCCACCUCCGUGCUCACGUGCUCAUUCACACCGGGGAGAAGCCGUACCCCUGUGAGAUCUGCGGCACACGCUUCCGGCACCUGCAGACCCUCAAAAGUCACCUUCGAAUCCACACAGGAGAGAAACCCUAUCAUUGUGAGAAGUGCAACCUGCAUUUCCGCCACAAAAGCCAGCUGCGGCUGCACCUGCGGCAGAAGCAUGGGGCCAUCACCAACACCAAGGUGCAGUACCGCAUCUCGGCCAGUGAGGUGCCCCCGGAGCUCCCCAAGGCCUGCUGAAGGCACGGAUGGCCCAGGAGGAGCUCGUCUGGCGGGGCAUGGCGGGGAGAAGCUGUCCAAAGGAUACUUGCAACACUUUAAAACAAAAAAAAAAGAGAGAGAAAAAAAUAUUCAUCACAUGAUGGAGUGCCUCUAAACCCAUAGUACAGAUAGGUGGAAAAACAUUAGAAAUUAAAAAAAAAAAUUACAAAUACACGGGUUUUAUUUUUCCCAGUUAUGUGAAACAAAAAGAAAAAAUAAAAUUAUUCAGAUCUUACUGUAUAUAAAACAUAAAAAAAUUUAAAAUAGUCAUUUUAAAUGUCUGUGCAGUGGAGUGUUGAUAAACUCUGGAGUCU